Messenger RNA from Cyclocybe aegerita, 726 nucleotides. Lineage: Eukaryota; Fungi; Basidiomycota; Agaricomycetes; Agaricales; Hemipholiotaceae. The record is from the annotation of a GenBank genome assembly.
AUGGAGCCCAUAUCCUCUCCUGCCGUCAUUAAUACUUUCUUCCUCCUCGCUACUGCAGCCUCUGUCCACCUCUCUUUGUCACCUCCGAAUCCGCCUGUUAAAAGUGACGAAUGCUGUUCCGGAACCGAGGGAACUAAUACACUCUUCGAAAAAUUCGUCCAAUCCAUCACGUAUUGCAGUAAAUGCAUUGCGUGGAUAGGUGCCCUGUGUAACAUUUUGUUCAUUCUUAUCCGGCACCAUGAACUCUUUGUCGACCGGCGGAAAUUGACUGAAAAGUACGCACGGAGCUUCCUACAUGAGGCAGUCCAUCCAGCAAUGGUGAUUGGCGCAAUUUCAGCAGUGCUUGCGACGGUCUUACGGAUGUGGUGUUUCAAAACCCUCGGCCCCUUCUUCACCUUCGAGAUAACUAUUCGCCCUAGACAUGAACUUAUCACGCACGGCCCUUACUCCUGGGUGCGACACCCCAGCUACACGGGCGUCUUUCUGACCCUGUCUGGCGCAACGCUCGCUCUUGGCGCUCCAGGAACGUGGGUUGCCGAAAGUGGCGUCUGGACGCCGCUCGGAUUCGCCGUCGCGGCGUUUUGGUUGUUGAAGUGUGGGUUUGCGUUCAGAAGCAUGUGUGUGAGGCUCAAGGCGGAGGACGCCGUUCUUUGCGAGACGUUUGGCGCGGAGUGGGAGGCGUACGCAAGUCGGGUGCCAUGUAAAUUCAUCCCGGGCAUCGUUUGA